AAGAGGUGGCCAAGAUCUUCUAGGUAUUACAUGUAAGCGGUGGACAGAAACUGGCCUUCGAAGGUAAUCGGCAGAAAAAUGUGUUUAUGUAGUAAUCUGGCUCGCAAUUAUUGGACAUGGGUGUGUAGCUAGCACGCAUUCAAUAGUUUACUUUUUCUUCGCCCCCUUAGCCUGCCGCCAAAGGCAGACAAGUUCCUUAGCUUUUGGCUAAUUUAGCAAGCUAACUAGCUACUCUAUUUAAUUAUCUUUGCGAUUUGCCAGAACAUGGCAUAUAUUAUCUGUGGUGUUAUUUGGCAUUUAGUGAAUAAGCCAGCUAGCUAACGUAUUGCUGAUGUUUUUAGAAAGACUGCCUUGCUUGUAAAGACAAGUAUCAGUUAGCUGCUAACGGUAUCUUGGCAAUGUUAACUGUUGGCUUGCUGCAAUAGAUCUCUUUCGGUUUUCAUCUUGUGUCGGAAACUCCAAAACAUUCUAAUCAAAUUCAGAUUAAGGCUGGUUUGGGACUCAUUUUCGCUGCGACUACUAGGUGGUCUGACACUUUGCUGUCAGACUCCAACGCAAUCCCACGCUGGUAUCUUUUCGUCAGGUAUGAUGCAUGGCUCCGUCUGUUAAAACGUAAGCUUGCUAUGUAUUUCUCGUGUAAUGGUUGGUAUUAUGAUAGACACAAGGUUGUAUGCUUAAUCGAAAUAAAUAUGGAUUCGAUUAAUUGGUUAUUAAUUUGGUUAUUUAUGCUGCAAAAGGUUCUGGAGGUGGAACAAUUCGGUGCAUGGCAUGGGCAGUGGCUCUGAGUUAACGUUACAGAGCUAAUCGUGUAGAGUUGUCGGCCUAGGUUCCAUUCAUUGUUUUGCAUAAUCCUACGGGGAGCAUCGACACACUAAUCACGACUUCUUCCACAAAAAGAGGAACCGUGUUCGGGUUCGUGUUUAGUUCCCGUUUUCAUUGAGUUAAAGGCUAAAUAGUGUGACAUUUCUCAAAUCACCUUUUAGAAUCGUAAUCAUAUUUACAAAAAAAAAUAACCGUCCGCUGUGAAGGUUCCCGGAUUUAAAUUCAGACAGAGAUUUUGGAGUUCGUGUGGGGCUGCCCCUAGUUUUAAAAGGUGCCUUUAUUUUGCAGAUUUGUUUACCGCUGAAAAACGUCCCGCGGGUCGUCAUAUAGGACGAAAAACUAUAUGACAGCCUCUGGAGAAUUGUGGAAGCUCUUUCUGCAGCAGCAAGCACGUAACGUAACGGCUUCGGUGCCGAGUGCAUGGGGGGCCCCUGCUCCCUGGCAGGCUCCUGCUGAUCCUUCAGCUGCACAGCUUCCACCCAGAGUCCCAGGGUCCGGUCAGGAGGCACUCCGAGAGAGAACAUGUCGUGCUACGAGGUGGAGAAGGACAGCUGGGACGGCGCCUGCUGCGGGGCGGAGCUCUCGGCCUGCGCCGCGGCCAUGGAGAAGGAGUCGGGCAGCUUCGCCGACGGCAACCCCGCCCUCACUCCCUCCUCCAGCCUGCAGGGCGCCGCCCAGCCGGACCUGCAGGGCUACGACGUGGAGUUCGACCCGCCCCUGGAGAGCAAGUACGAGUGCCCCAUCUGCCUGAUGGCGCUGAGGGCGGCCGUCCAGACGCCCUGCGGACACCGCUUCUGCCGCGGCUGCAUAGAGAAGUCCAUCCGGGACGCGGGGCAGAAGUGCCCCGUCGAUAACGAGGUGCUGACCGAGGACCAGCUUUUUCCGGACAACUUCGCCAAGCGGGAGAUCCUGUCCCUCACGGUGCGCUGUCCCAAUGCCGGCUGCGGCCACAAGAUGGAGCUACGCAACCUGGAGGCCCACGUGGAGCAGUGCCAGUUUGCCACGCUGCCCUGCCCGAUGUGCCAGGUGUCCGUGUGGAAGAACAUGCUGGAGGAGCACCAGGCCCGGGAGUGCCAGCGCCGCACCGUCUCCUGCCCUGACUGCAUCCUGACGUUCCUCUUCGAGGAGAGCGAGCACCACAAGCAGAUGUGUCCCCUGGCCAACGUGGUGUGUGAGUACUGCAGCAUGGAGCUGAUCCGGGAUCAGUUGGCGUCUCACUGCGACACGGACUGUGUGAAGGCGCCCGUCGCCUGCACCUUCAGCUUCUUUGGCUGUCAGGAGAGGAUGCAGCGUAACGACCUGGCGGCCCACAUGCAGGAGUUCACGCAGAUGCACAUGCGCAACAUGGCCGAGUUCCUGCGCAGCUGCAGCCUGCUGGAGGCGGGGUCGGCGUCGGGGGGCGCGGGGCCCUGUGAGGCGGCGGGGCCGGGGUCGGGGCCGGGGUCGGGGUCGGGGCCGGGGCCAGGGGCCACGUGCGCGUGCGGACCGGACCUCCAGCACAUGCGGGAGACGGUGCAGCACCUGGAGGCCCGGUUGGUGCGGCAGGACCACCAGCUGCGGGAGCUGAGCAUCCACAGCGAGACGCAGGCCACGCAGCUGGGCGACCUGCGCAGGCAGGUGCGCACCCUGGAGGACACCGUGCGCGAGCUGGAGGCGCAGCAGUGCCAGGGCGUGUACGUGUGGAGGGUGGAGGGCUUCUCCACCCACCUGCGGAGCCAGGAGUCCGGGCAGCCCGUCGUCAUCCACAGCCCCGGCUUCUACACCGGCCGCCCCGGCUACAAGCUCUGCCUGCGGCUGCACCUGCAGACCCCCAGCGCCCCACGCUGCUCCAACUACAUCUCCCUGUUCGUGCACACCAUGCAGGGCGAGUUCGACAGCCAGCUCUCCUGGCCCUUCCAGGGCACCAUCCGGCUGAGCAUCCUGGACCAGGCGGAAGGGCAGCACCACGUGGAGGUGAUGGAGACCAAGCCCGACCUGCUGGCCUUCCAGAGGCCCACGUCCCAGCGCAACCCCAAGGGCUUCGGCUACGUCACCUUCAUGCACCUGCACUCGCUGCAGCAGGGCGAGUUCGUGCGGGACGACACCCUGAUGGUGCGCUGCGAGGUCACGUCCCGGUUCGACUGCCCGAGGCGGGAGGGCUUCCACCCGCGGGGCUCCGAGGCCUCGCUGUGACCAGAGACCCCCCCCCCUCACCGCCCACACGCCCCCCCCUCACCGCCCACACGCCCCCCCCCUCACCGCCCACACGCCCCCUCAUCCCAGACUCACUCGCCACGAAAAGCAAAAACAGUCUCCGUUUGCAGGGCACAAUCACUGCUGGGAUUGCCUCCAAUAAUGCUUCUGCCACACCCCCAAUCAUUCAGGAGGCUGGAGCAAGGGAUGCUGGGAUAACCAUCGAGUAUCAAGGAAGUUAAAUAUUUCAAGGACCAGAUAAGACAGCCGUUGGAUUCAUUCUACCACGUUUUUUCCUGAAGCCAGUAUUCGCUGGCGUUGUCACUCUUUAAAAUCAUGAGGCUAAUCCAAGUUAAGGCACUACAUGCCUUUCAUUCCAAUUAUCAGGCAAUUGGCUGGCAGGAUGGUCGGCGUUUGAAGUAAUCUUUAUCAUCGGCAUCAUGCCAGGCAAUCCUGACUGCUCUCUCAAGCCACUAUGAAGGGCCCAGUGCCCAGUGCCCAUCGAGUUUAAAUCAUACUUUCAAGUACAGAGUACACUUUUUUUUUUUUUUUUUUUUGUGUGUGUUUCUUCUUUCCACUUCCGCCUAACCGCUAUUAAAUUCAUUCUUCCUGCACUUUUAAUUGAAUUAAUCUGCUGAAAUAAUAAAACAUAUCUAUUGAAUGUUACAAAUUUUGGUUUAGAAGUGGUAGCAGAAUGUGUUGUUAUUUUGUUGUCGUUGUCAAUGCCGGUACAGGUUGGUGUUAUUUUUUUGUUUUUUGUUUUUUUUAAACAUACGGACCAGCAUGGAAAUGUGUUCUCAACCGUAUUCAUGUGACUUUAAUUGUAGCUGUGGGGGAGGUAUGAUUGCCGCAGCCUUAAGAUGGGAACACUAAGAGAAGAAGGAAAUGGCUGCUAGCGCUAGUUAACUAAAGGCCCCAUCCACCAACUUCAGGAGUUAGAUGUGCUAAAAUCCAAUUAGCAAGGGCUAGCGUCCUGCGCUAAGGGUUUGCUUGC
Conger conger (European conger) is the source of this 3988-nucleotide messenger RNA. It is a transcript of the gene traf6, whose product is annotated as TNF receptor-associated factor 6. Gene Ontology annotation, molecular function: zinc ion binding; tumor necrosis factor receptor binding; ubiquitin protein ligase activity. The record is from RefSeq and is a predicted model, not a curated record. Lineage: Eukaryota; Metazoa; Chordata; Actinopteri; Anguilliformes; Congridae. The transcript has 8 exons. Gene Ontology annotation, cellular component: plasma membrane signaling receptor complex. Bases 1345 to 2994 code for a protein of 549 amino acids. Gene Ontology annotation, biological process: protein K63-linked ubiquitination; regulation of canonical NF-kappaB signal transduction; interleukin-1-mediated signaling pathway.